This is a messenger RNA of Arabidopsis lyrata subsp. lyrata, 3053 nucleotides long. RefSeq lists its product as uncharacterized. NCBI's taxonomy places the organism in Eukaryota, Viridiplantae, Streptophyta, Magnoliopsida, Brassicales, Brassicaceae. The record is from RefSeq and is a predicted model, not a curated record.
GCAAAAUAAUCUCAGGUCUUCUGGCUUCGAGUUGUUUCUAGGGUUUGAUGCCAUUGUUAUGAAAGCUCUUUAACACCGAGGGUUCAAGUGUGGUUAGAGAAAUGAAUUCUGCUGAGGUGAAUCCUAGGGUUUUUGGCGAUAGUUUCGUUACUUUUUCUGGUAAUGAUGGCUCGAGGAAAUUGGAAACGAUUGAUCAGGCUGAAGCUUUUCUUAUGGAGCUUGAUUCGGUUGCUACAGACACUGGAAGUGAUGGUAAUGGAAAUGUCGAUUUAGGUCCUCGAGUGUCUGACAGUGAAACAGAACCUAGGUUUUGUGAAAUGAAAAUAGAGAAUACUGAUGACCGAUUUUAUGAGCUCUGCAACGAAGGCGAUGAGAAGACAAUGGAGAAAAAUCGAGUUCCGGACUACAAAUCUUACUUAUCCGAGUUUGACCAUUAUGUUGCAAGCGAGAAAAUGGGUUCUGGAAAUUGUAAGGCAUUGUGCUAUGGGUUUGAAGUGGGAGAUAUGGUAUGGGGAAAGGUUAAGUCACAUCCGUGGUGGCCAGGUCAGAUAUUCAAUGAAGCGUUUGCGUCUCCCUCUGUUCGUCGUAUGAAGAAGAUGGGUUACGUUCUGGUUGCUUUCUUUGGAGAUAAUAGUUAUGGCUGGUUUGAUCCUGCUGAGCUUCUUCCUUUUGAACCUCAUGUAGCAGAGAAUUCGCAGCAAACUAGUUCAGGUCACUUUGCAAAAGCUGUGGAAGAAGCUAUGGAUGAACUAGGUAGAAGGUCAGCUCUUGGGUUGACUUGUAAGUGUCGGAAUCAGUAUAACUUUGGGCCUACUAAUGUUCAAGGUUACUUUGCUGUAGACGUGCCUGAUUAUGAUCUCCAAGCUGUUUACUCUUCUAAGCAGAUUCAGAAAGCUAGGGAUAGUUUUUCAUCUGUUCAAACUCUAGCUUUCGUGAAGCGGUGUGCAUUAGCACCUCAAGAGUGUGAUACAGACAGCUUAAAGUCUUUCCAGAAGAAAGUAGCGGUUUGUGCAUUCCGUAGGGCAGUGUUUGAGGAGUUUGAUGAAACAUAUGAACAAGCUUUCGGGGCAAGAUCUGUAUACUGUUUAGUGAAGACACAUGAACCAUUUAAUAGAGCACCCCUUCGAGUCCCCUUGACUGGCUCAUUGGUCAGUGCAGAAACUCUGGGCAACCCAAAGAGCUCUACAAAAGCUAUGAAUGUAAAGGAUUCUACUAAACAUGAAAAAAAUCUUCCCAAAAGAAGAGAGGGAGCUGGUGAUAUGACAGUUCAAUUUGGCCAGGUCCAAGAAUCUUCUCAGAUUCAGGGCAGCAACAGAUCUUCAGCUGGGGAUCAUGUACUGCAGAGAAGGACUCCACAUACCCAAACUCCCAGGAAACAUGAGCAGACCGGGCUUGUCAGCAUGAACUUCACCUCUUCAAGUGGUAAUAUUCCUGGAAAGAAAUCCUCUGUUUCAAAGCUCUCUCGGGAUGAUGACAAGGGUUUCACUCAUGAGAAAUUUAAAGCAGUGAAAUGCCUUAAACAAGAAGAGACUGGCACGAACUCUAGAUCUAACGAAGGCUCUCUCCAGCCUUUUAUUGGUGGGAAAUUUUCUGCAGGAGUUGGGAUCAAGAAAGGCAAUGUCGUGAAACGGUCUUCUGGCGAAAUGGAAUCUGAGAAUGGUCCUCCAGAGCCAAAGAAGAAGAAGAAAGAGUCUGUUUCAGAGCUGAACCGUGACACUCCAGAUAAGAGGAAAGCUUUAUCUUCUGGGGAAUCUUGGGCCAAGAAAUCAUCACAAGUGGAUUCAGCAAAGAGACACUCCAAUAGGUUGAUUGUGAGAAACUCUAAACUUGAUGGUCUGCAGAUGUUGAGUAAUUUGCAAGCUCUCUCGCUUGACUAUUUCUUUGGAUCCUCAGAUAGAAGUUCUAUUAGAGCUGUAAGGCAGUUCUUUCUUCAUUUCCGAUCACAUGUUUACCAGAAAAGCUUGGCCACAUCUCCGUUCACUACAGUACUGUCAAAAUCUGCGAAGACUUUGUGCAGAACUAAUGAACCAUCAAAGGCUGGGAGAAACCGCAUAUCGUCUGAGAAUCAACAAGAUGUCCCAUCAACUAAGAAGCUAAAGAAAACCAUUCAGUUCAAACCAAUGGCUUCUGACAAGAAAACAAAGCAAGAAGCAACAAAGAGAUCAACUCUUGCCACAUUUAAUCCAGUGAGAGACCAAGGUGGUCCAGUCCCCAUCAAUGCCAAACCAGCUAUAGUUCAAUCAGAAAAGAAGAAGGCCCCAUCUGCAAUGGUAGUUGAGCCAACAAUGCUGGUCAUGAUGUUUCCUCCUGGUACAUCUCUCCCUUCCACCGCUCUGCUUAAGGCGAGGUUUGGGCGCUUUGGACAGUUGGAUCAAUCAGCCAUCAGAGUUUCCUGGAAAUCCUCGAUAUGCCGUGUUAUCUUCAAGUAUAAGCUCGAUGCGCAGACUGCCUUAAGAUAUGCAUCAGGAAGCAACUCUAUCUUUGGCAACGUGAAUGUGACAUACUUUCUCCGCGACAUGAAAGCUUCUUCUGCAUCCGGAGAUCAUGAACAGAAGAAAGCCAAGGCAGACGAACCAAUCAUUGAACCAUUGAACCAGUGGCUAGAGAAAGCACCGCCAGUUCACCAACCAAACAUCCAGCUCAAGUCGUGUUUGAAAAAACCAGGCAAUAACGGUAAUGGUAACCACAGAACAGUACGAGUGAAAUUCAUGUUGGGUGAAGAAACAGAGACACCAUUUUCGGUUUCGGGUAGAAACAAUGGAAAUUACGCUUCUUCUUCAUCAUCAUCUGUUGCAAUGGAAUAUGUUAGUGAGAACACUCAAAACAUGGUUCCCUCAACAUUACCUCCGAUUCUUCCUCUCUCUUCACAAGACUCAGAACCAAAGCCUGUUAAUAAUCAAGUGAACCACGUCGAGCCACCUAUAAACCCGUCGCAGCUUACCGUGGACAUUUCCCUGCAGAUGAUGGAACUGUUAACAAGGUGUAACGAUGUUGUGUCUAACGUCACGUGUUUGUUGGGUUACGUCCCUUAUCAUUUCUUAUGAAAGAGUACA